Parastagonospora nodorum SN15 is the source of this 1056-nucleotide messenger RNA. RefSeq lists its product as hypothetical. Bases 1 to 1056 code for a protein of 351 amino acids. The record is from RefSeq and is a predicted model, not a curated record. NCBI's taxonomy places the organism in Eukaryota, Fungi, Ascomycota, Dothideomycetes, Pleosporales, Phaeosphaeriaceae. The transcript is spliced from 3 exons.
AUGACUGAUGCCGCACUUUUCCAUGCCCUCUUGUGCACCUCGGCGCUCUUCGGGUUGCACGAUAUAGCAGUCCAGAGGAAGCACAUGCUAGAAUCUAUAAGAUUGAUUAACGGCCGUUUAUCGGGAGAUGGGGCUACCUCAGACGCUACGAUCACUGCCAUAUUGUUCAUGGCAAAAGCUGAGUACUUUCAAGGAAACCACGGCGUUUGGAGUGUGCACAUGGAUGGCGUAAAGAGGAUCGUCGAACUCAGGGGUGGCAUGGAGACAUUGUCACAACUCAUACAACAAAAGAUUUACAGUACGGAUAUACUAGGCUGCAUGGAAAUUGGUGCUAUCCCUCACUUCCCUGCUGUCAGCCUCCCGAAGCCCUUAUGUCCACCCUACCAUUGCGAUUUACCGCCAGCUAUAGUCUCCCUCGCAGAGAUCUACACACUUGACCCCGACUUCUUAGCUCUCCUGUCCGAAAUCACAACGCACGCCGCCUAUUCGUCAGCCACGCAUGAUACCCUCAACCUCCAAUAUCGCCUCUUAUCACUGUAUUCCACGCGCCAGUAUCAGCACCUCUUACCCGACCCCAACUUCUUCACCGGAACGUUUUACGGUCAAGGACAGGAAGCACAGUCUGAUAUCGUACAAGAAAUACUCCUCAUCGGUGCCAUGCUCUUCCUCUCCCUCCCACACAUGCGUACACUCCCGCCCAUCCGUCCCAUCGACUACAGCUACCUCCUCAGUCGCUUAAAUUCCUUCCUCAGCCCAUCCUUCAACAACCACACGCUGCUUCUGCACCGGGAAUUUCUGCUCUGGCUUUCUUUUCUGGGAGAAGUGUUCUCUUCAUCCUCAAUUGCGCUCUCCAUUUAUGCACGCGGAUGUUCCCCAUUCGGCAUACAGAUGAGAGCGUUCUCGGACAUGUUGGGGAUAAUAUCCUGGGAAGAAAUGAACAUGGCACUGGGCAUGAUGUGGGCUAUUCAGCCGAGACACGAGAAGCCAUAUCGGUGUCUGUGGGAAGAGGCCGUGAUUGACCAAGAGUAUGCUACGAGGUCUUCGAUAGUCAUGUAG